This is a messenger RNA of Spizellomyces punctatus DAOM BR117, 2077 nucleotides long. RefSeq lists its product as uncharacterized. Gene Ontology annotation, molecular function: acetyl-CoA transmembrane transporter activity. Gene Ontology annotation, cellular component: membrane. Bases 206 to 1828 code for a protein of 540 amino acids. The transcript has 16 exons. NCBI's taxonomy places the organism in Eukaryota, Fungi, Chytridiomycota, Chytridiomycetes, Spizellomycetales, Spizellomycetaceae. The record is from RefSeq and is a predicted model, not a curated record.
UGAUGCAACUGCAACCUCAUUUCUGUAGGUUGUCAUCGAACAACCGCAACUUGUCACAGUGGAUAAGCUCAACCUUCCGCUGGGUAAAGAAGAACGCGGCCCGCUCCUUCCAACAGACAGAACGGGGCUCUUGCACGACGUACACUUUCCAUCGGAGCAAGGCAGUUCUAGUCAUUCCCAAGAGUUUGAGUCAGUUUCCAUUGAAAUGGGAAAGUUGGUUCCAACAGAAGGUUUUGAGGACGGAAUGGACCCUGGAACGGAGCGGAGAAGGUUUAUAGCGGCAGAAACGGCAAUACCGCGACAACCGCAUGAAAAAAAUCCUUUAUGGAAGGAUGCGGGCAAUAUCACCCUAUUGAUUGUUCUUUACUUGCUCCAAGGCGUACCUCUAGGACUAAGUUUUGGAGCUGUGCCCUUCCUUUUAAAGUCGAAACUGAGCUUUGCCGACAUUGCACUAUUCUCCCUCUCAUCCUAUCCAUACUCUCUCAAACUGCUCUGGUCCCCGAUUGUUGAUUCAGUAUUUUUUAAAGCGAUUGGUCGACGAAAAUCGUGGAUCGUACCGAUUCAGGCACUGACCGGGACAUGUUUGGCGGUCCUUGGAUCUCGUAUCGAUGAGAUCAUGAAACAGGAGCAUUUGCCCGUCACCAUGUUGGCAAUAGUAUUCACUGCGCUCGUCUUCCUCUGUGCUACGCAAGAUAUUGCCGUGGACGGAUGGGCGCUGACCCUUCUUCGAGAUGAGAAUAAGCAUUUUGCCUCAACUGCACAGACAAUAGGAUUGAACACAGGAUAUUUUUUAUCCUUUACCGUCUUUCUUGCCCUGAAUUCCUCCGAGUUUUGUAACAAGUACAUACGAAGCGUACCAGCCACCGAAGGUGUAUUGCAAUUGGGAUCGUACCUUCAGUUCUGGGGAGUUAUGUUCUUGCUCUGUGAUGCUUGGUUAGUUUGCUUUAAGAAAGAGGAGAUUGAUCAUACCGAAGCGAUCGACGAGAUUAAAACGGUCUAUCAAACCAUUUGGAAAGUCUGCAUGAUGCCCCACAUGAAGAAGUUCAUUGGAGUUCUGAUGGUAGCCAAGAUUGGCUUCAUUGCAAACGAAGCGGUCACACCCCUCAAAUUGCUAGACAAAGGACUGCAUAAAGAAGAUAUGGCAUUGUCGGUGCUUAUUGACUUUCCCUUCCAAAUUCUAUUUGGUUACUAUGCAGCAAAAUGGAGUAGUGGUGCACAGCCACUUCGGCCGUGGCUUUACGCUUUCUAUGGUCGUCUCGCAUUUGCCGUUGUGGGAAUGCUACUAGUUCGAGCUUUUCCAUCAGGCGGAGUAACCUCCUCGUACUUCUUUAUUGUGAUAUCGGCAACUGUGUUAAACUCCUUUACAAGCACGGUUCAGUUUGUGGGAAUGGGAAGCUUCUUCACAAAAAUCAGUGACCCGCUGAUAGGUGGUACUUACAUGACUUUGCUCAAUACCUUAAGUAAUCUGGGAGGGACCUGGCCGCGCUUCUUUGUCCUCGAGGCAGUAGAUCACUAUACAGAUGCUCACUGCACCGUUACGGAACCGGAAUCUUCAGUCUAUCCAGUCUGUCUAACUGACACGCAAAAGGCUCACUGCAAAUCCCUGGGAGGAGAGUGCAUCGUCCGCCGCGAUGGAUAUUAUAUCGUUGGCAUCACGUCCGUUAUAAUAGGCUUGCUGACGUUACUCCUAUAUGUGAAGCCACAAAUCGAGAGGUUACACAGAUUACCAGACAGAGCAUGGCGCUUGAGGAAGGAAAAGAGCGAAGAUGACGGAGUAAAUGGGACAGGCGGCAGAAGCGAGGAAACGGAAAAGCUCCUGGGACAGUAGCACUCGACGAGUACCCUGUAGACGAAAAUCCUCACAUUCUCAUUCUGGGCAUCAAGCAAUCUGGUAUUGCACUCAUGCGCAAAACAGUCAUCAGCCUGGCUAUUGAACGUCUACCGGGGAAAAUGUGGGUGACCUGGAUAUGCAAACUUUUUUGGACAACAAGUUAUUUAGAACCUCACUUGGAGAAAGGAAUAGGAUAGAUCCAUAUCAAUAGAAGUGUUCAUCAGAUUAUCAUUAUUUCUUCUCACG